This is a messenger RNA of Cornus florida, 2179 nucleotides long. Its product is annotated as glutathione reductase, chloroplastic. Lineage: Eukaryota; Viridiplantae; Streptophyta; Magnoliopsida; Cornales; Cornaceae. The transcript has 11 exons. Gene Ontology annotation, molecular function: NADP binding; glutathione-disulfide reductase (NADPH) activity; flavin adenine dinucleotide binding. Gene Ontology annotation, cellular component: mitochondrion; cytosol. Bases 61 to 1743 code for a protein of 560 amino acids. The record is from RefSeq and is a predicted model, not a curated record. Gene Ontology annotation, biological process: cellular response to oxidative stress; cell redox homeostasis; glutathione metabolic process.
AUUUGCCCAACUCAACUCGGCAUAUAUACAAAAGCAAAGAUAGAAUAGAAAGGACGCAGAAUGGCGACUUCUUUGAGCACACCAAAACUUACCACCUUCUCUUCCCCAACUCUCCAAACCCUCUACAGACGAUUCCCCAUUUCUCUAAACCCUAAUUCUCUCUCUCCUCACUCUUCCCCUCUCCCUCACUCCAAAAACCUUCACUUUCUCUCUCUUCCCCGCUCCUCCUCUUUCUCUCACUACCACCGUCGCUUCACCACUCGUGCCGAGUCCGACAACGGCGCCGAGCAUCGCCACUACGACUUCGACCUCUUCACCAUCGGCGCUGGCAGCGGCGGCGUUAGGGCUUCGCGUUUCGCCGCCAAUUUCGGUGCUUCCGUUGCCGUGUGCGAGCUUCCUUUUGCCACCGUAUCUUCGGACACUACCGGAGGCGUUGGUGGAACGUGUGUGCUUCGUGGUUGUGUUCCAAAGAAACUACUUGUGUACGCAUCCAAAUAUUCUCAUGAAUUUGAAGAGAGUUGUGGUUUUGGAUGGAAAUAUGAAGCUGAACCCAAGCAUGAUUGGAGCACCUUGAUGGCUAAUAAGAAUGCUGAAUUGCAGCGUCUUACCGGUAUCUACAAGAGCAUUCUGAAAAAUGCUGGUGUCACAUUAAUUGAAGGGCGUGGAAAGAUUCUGGACCCACACACAGUGGAUGUUGAUGGGAAACUCUACUCGGCAAGACACAUUCUGAUUUCAGUUGGGGGACGCCCCUUCAUUCCUGAAAUUCCUGGAAGUGAAUAUGUAAUAGAUUCAGAUGCUGCCCUUGAUUUGCCUUCAAAGCCUAAGAAAAUUGCAAUAGUUGGGGGUGGAUACAUUGCGCUUGAGUUUGCUGGCAUUUUCAAUGGUUUGAAAAGUGAGGUCCAUGUAUUCAUACGUCAGAAAAAGGUUUUAAGAGGCUUUGAUGAAGAGAUCAGAGAUUUUGUUGCAGAACAGAUGUCUCUAAGAGGGAUUGAGUUCCACACAGAGGAGUCGCCUCAGGCUAUCCUUAAAUCAACAGAUGGUUCACUGUCUUUGAAGACUAACAAAGGAACAGUUGAUGGUUUCUCACAUAUCAUGUUUGCAACAGGGCGCAAGCCUAACAUAAAGAAUUUAGGAUUGGAGAAGGUAGGGGUAAAAAUGACCAAAAAUGGAGCUAUAGAGGUUGAUGAAUACUCCUGCACAUCUGUUCCAUCAAUUUGGGCGGUUGGAGAUGUUACAGAUAGAAUUAAUCUAACUCCAGUUGCUUUGAUGGAGGGAGCGGCAUUGGCAAAAACUCUUUUUGCCAAUGAACCGACAAAACCAGAUUAUAGGGCUGUACCAUCUGCUGUGUUCUCUCAGCCACCUAUUGGACAAGUUGGUCUUACUGAAGAACAGGCAAUAAAAGAAUAUGGUGAUGUUGAUAUCUUCACAGCAAACUUCAGGCCUUUAAAGGCUACUCUUUCUGGGCUUCCGGACCGGAUUUUCAUGAAAAUUAUAGUGUGCGCAAAAACGGACAAGGUUCUGGGAUUGAUGAUGUGUGGGGAAGAUUCAGCUGAAAUUGUGCAGGGAUUUGCUAUUGCUGUGAAAUCUGGGUUGACAAAGGCAGAUUUUGAUGCCACAGUAGGUAUUCAUCCUACAUCAGCAGAGGAGUUUGUCACAAUGAGGACUCCUACACGGAAAGUCCGCAACAGCUCUCCAGCUGAGGGGAAGAUGGAUUCUGAGGCUAAAGCUGCAGCAGGGGUUUAGGUGAGUAAUGUUGCCCUUUCGCGGAGUCAAAGGUGUUACUAUACAUGUUGAGUAGUUUAUGGAAACUCGGUUGUUGAUUCGCAUGGUGGUGGAGCUUUGUGAAGGGAGUGUAAAUAGGCAUUGCGCGGGGUUUUGAGGCGAGGCGACAGAUCGGCUUCAGUAACAGAGAAACAUUUUAAGUGAAUGUUUCAGUAAACUAGUGCAAUUUUGCACUUUUCCUCCGUGAAAUGACCAUUUUUUCAUUCUGAAAGCCAACAAUAUUGUAUCUAUUUUUUUUUUUUCUUUUUUUUUUUUUUUUUCCCUUUGCACACAUUGAUGAUAGUCCUAUAUUGUAUAACAGGUUAAGUAUCACAGAUACAUGUUGGCCGCAGAUAAGUUAUUGCAAUAUUUAGCGAGAGGCAAUUCUAAUAAAUGAAGUUCGACUUGUUUUCUUUUA